AUGCAGGGUAAACUCUUUUGACUGCCUCAGUUAACGUGUGGCAGCCGUAGGUAAACUUACCUCUCAGACUGUGUAUGAGCAACAGGUGAGGAAAAUACAUCAAGACCACAGAAUACAAAAUGCAUAAGUCUUUCAUUAAAAUAUAUGUUUUCGUGUUGAUUAUUUGGGCUGUGGAAAAAUCUGAUUGUAAACAAGGAGAUACAGGUCAUCAGAGCCAGCUAAUGAAUGCUGAAGAUUUCGAAUUUUAUUAUGGAGCAGCAUGUUUAAAUUAUGGUCAUUCGUGCUGGGGAGCUCACGGAAAACGCAACGUGGAUGGGAAAAACGAUCUAGACACUUUGUUAAGAUAUCGAAUGGCUUUGUUUAAGAAAUCUGUACACAAAGACUCAUCUAUGGAUCCAAAUCCAGACCAAUCACAAGAAGACAUGCCAAACUAUUACAAUAUUUUCAAACAUUAUUCGAAAAUAAAUUCAAUGAAAACAAAUAACGAUGACACCAUUGACACCUGGAACGUUGAACCGAGCAAUCACUUACCAAACGGUAGGUCAUACUACGAAGAUCAAGUUUUAGAUCCCAGGAUUGAAUAUAAGAUAAUGAAAAUAUAGGCGAAGAACUAUCACAAUUUAUUCUAUAACAUUAAUAGCUAAUACUUGGAGAAACCGGAAAAAAAUAAUAUUUCAAAUAAUAUGUAACAACAAUACCUUUUAAAUGUCAAAAUAAUGAGGUUAUUGAAAUUUUGGUCACAUAUUUUGAUUUAAAUACACUAACCUAUGAACAACGUAAAUGCAAAUAUUAUUUAUAUUUUCUGAUUACAUUUUAAAAAGUUUUUGUUUCUUUGUACUAAAUAAGAAUUAUGCAUUUACUCGUAUUUUUAUUUUAAGUAUAAUAUGUAACAAAGUCUUACUUAUAAACAUUAAUUAUUUGCUUACAAUAAUAUAGUUUAUUAACAAAUAGUAAAAAUUAAACCUGUAAUACAAUACUGUAUUUUAAAAAUGCUUCCAAUUCCAAAUAAACAAAAUCAUACAACAA
This is a messenger RNA of Aphis gossypii (cotton aphid), 1026 nucleotides long. Its product is annotated as neuropeptide CCHamide-1-like. The record is from RefSeq and is a predicted model, not a curated record. The transcript is spliced from 6 exons. The coding region runs from base 120 to 602 and encodes 160 amino acids. Lineage: Eukaryota; Metazoa; Arthropoda; Insecta; Hemiptera; Aphididae.